This is a messenger RNA of Soboliphyme baturini, 1935 nucleotides long. The record is from the annotation of a GenBank genome assembly. NCBI's taxonomy places the organism in Eukaryota, Metazoa, Nematoda, Enoplea, Dioctophymatida, Soboliphymatidae.
AUGCCUACCAUUUACGGCUUGGAGGUACCAGAGCACCGCAAGCAGCUUAGUUUGCUCUGCUGCUUGGGUCUGCUUCUUUCAUGGCAUUUUUCUCUUCUGCUGCCAGUGGACGCAAAAUGCCCCCCGCCAACGAUGAUAAAACCGUGCGUUUGUACGUCAAGCGCGGGACACCCUAUGCGCGUAAACGUAACGUGCAUGCAUGUGAGAACGUGGAAGCGGGUAAAGAUGGUUGCCAGCUGGUUCCUGCAAAACCAUGUCGUCCAGAGAUUCUACGUCGAACGGCUGUUGGACAAUUACGACCGAACCACUAAUGGCAUUUUCUCUCAUCUCAAAAUAGAAGAGUUGAUUCUGACUCAUUGUCACCUGCCAAAACGCAGCAUGAAGUUCUUUGGAAGCGUGAAUGUGUUUUCGCUUGUGCUGGAAAAACUACAACUCAGCCGGGUCCCUCGUCGACUGUUGUCCACGGUUGAGGGGCUCUCUGAGCUACAUCUGAUCGGCAACAGGAUUAGGAUCAUUAGGCCAAGAGAUCUGCGAUUCGGAAAUGACAGACUGGUUUUGCUCGACCUGACGAGCAACCGACUGGCUGCUGUUCCCACCGAUGCCCUACGAUUGCUGUCUCAUCUGGAAAUACUCGUUCUCAGCUACAACGAAAUUCAAGCGCUGCCGAAGUACUGCUUCGCUGGUCUCACGAAUCUUAUUGCAUUAGAGCUGAGUCACAACCCGAUACGGAUAGUGUCAACUUUCACAUUUCUUCCGUUGGUGCGCCUCCGACACCUUGGCAUUGCCGAAAUGCCGAUCUCCUCUUGGUCAAAUGCUUUGAGGUACUUAUCUAAGACAGUGACCUCGCUGGAUGUAAGCAACUCGUCCACCACCGCUCUUGCGGACUUGCCCAGCCACAUACAUGCAAACAUGGAAUCGCUUGUCGUUCAACAAGGAGGCGUCUAUGGUCUUCCAGCAGAACUGACCUCUUUGGUAGAUCUUGACUUCAAGGCAAACCAUGGCUUCAGUGAAUGGAUUGCGAAUUGCUCAAUUCUCUUUCUCAACGUCGUUCAUCUUGAUGCCUCUGAGUCGGACUUCAGUCUGAAUUCGCUCGCCAAGUUUCCAAACGUAGAAACCGCGUUGCUAGACUAUAGUCUGACUCGACAUUUGACGAAAGAUACGUUUGACGUAAACCGGAAACUAACGGCGCUUCGCAUCAGUGGUUGUAAUUUGAAGUCAGUUAACCGUCUGACCUUUUGGAACCUUCGGUGGACGCUGAGGGAAGUGGACCUGAGUCUGAACUCGCUUCGAGGCUUGAGCUGGAAAGUGUUUUAUCACAUGCGUGUAUUGGAAAGCAUCGAUUUGUCAUACAACCUUUUUCGGGUAAGAACUGUCCGUGCACAUGGCACACAACGCCGAAGAUAUCCUCUGAACAAACGAAUGUUCGGUCGCUUUGCGGCGCACGCACUGAAACGCAUCUCUUUGGUAAGCAUCUCCCUCCCAGAGGUACCGAGUCGUUUCUUACGACAUCUCUCGAACUUGGAAUAUCUAAACCUUGCGGGCAACGAGAUUCGUCACCUCCGUCUCGAGUUGCUCCCUCUUCACAAACUGGUGAGUUUAAAUCUGAAUAAUAACGAAAUCUCGUCGAUCGACCCUCGCGCCUUCGACAGCUUGCUAAAGUUGAAACACCUGAAUCUGGCCUCGAACCGUAUCGGCAGACUUCGCUCCGUUCGUUUCCCGUUAUUCCUUGAAGAGUUAUACCUGGCGCGUUCAAUCCUCUCUUCUUUCGACAACCUUGGCCUGUCGCAGUUGCGUCACCUGCGGUUCCUUGACGUAAGUCACAACCGUAUCUCCCAACCGAACGUCGACCUUCUUAGCGGCUCCUCUCAUUCGUUGCUGUAUCUUGAUUUAUCUGGUAAGCAACAUGCUUUCUUAAGUCAGCAGCUUGACACUUGA